AUGUCUGUGCUGUUGGAGACUACCGUUGGCGACAUUGUCAUCGACCUCUUGGUUGAUCACGCCCCAAAGCUUUGCGAAAACUUCCUGAAGCUCUGCAAAGUCAAGUACUACAACUUCUCACCCGUCCACUCUGUCCAGAAGAACUUCUCCUUCCAGACAGGCGAUCCCCUCGGUCCGCUCGCCAAAGACUCCGAUGGCGGUUCCUCGAUUUGGGGCCAUGUGUCCGGCGAUCCGGCUCAGCGCACAUUCCCUGCUUUCCUCCACCCGAAGCUGAAGCACGUCGAAAGAGGCACAGUCAGCAUGGCGACGGUUCCGCUCCCGUCGGACCCAGAUACGAGGAUGGCCGGAUCACAGUUCAUCAUCACAUUGGGUGAGGAGACUGAUUUCCUGGAUGGCAAGGCAGCUAUUUUUGGAAAGGUCGUAGAGGGAUUUGAUGCUUUGGAAAAGGUCAACGAGGCGAUUGUGGACGACAAGGGCUACCCGCUCAUCGACAUUCGGAUCAAGCACACCGUGAUCCUGGACGACCCCUACCCCGAUCCGCCAGCCUUGCGAGAACCCAGCUCCAGCCCCCCUCCUACCGACCAACAGCUCAAGACUGUCCGAAUUGCGGACGAAGCGGCGUUGCACGCAGAUGAUGGUGUGGAUGAAGCAGAGCUGGAGAGAAGGCGACGAGAUCGGGAGGCCAAGGCGCAGGCUCUCACCUUGGAAAUGAUGGGUGAUUUGCCCUUUGCCGAGGUCAAGCCGCCGGAGAAUGUUCUCUUCGUGUGCAAACUGAAUCCCGUAACUGGUGAUGAGGAUCUGGAGCUCAUCUUCGGCCGGUUCGGCAAGAUCCUGAGCUGCGAGGUCAUUCGAGACCAGAAGACUGGCGACAGUCUACAAUACGCAUUCAUCGAGUACGAUGACAAGGCAUCUUGCGAGGCGGCAUACUUCAAGAUGCAGGGGGUUCUCAUCGACGACCGGCGUAUCCACGUUGACUUUUCACAAAGUGUUAGCAAGCUGAGCGACGUCUGGAGGAAGGACUCCAACAACAAGCGCCGAACAAAUGCCAACCGUGGCGGCUGGGGUGGUAUCAGGGAUUUGGAGAAGCGACGACAGUACCGAGACGAGGGCGAGCGGAACACCGAGCAUGACUAUCGCAUGGUCCAUGGCGCCGAGGACAUGAAGGGUCGCGUUGAGCGCAACGCCGGCGACCGGCAGAGAGAUGGGCCCCCGAACCCACCACAGCCCCGAGAUGCGGAGCGCGCCAGGGGACAGCCGGACCGGAGCCGGAGCCCAAGACGUAGAGACGGUGACGGGUAUCGGAAGCCGAGAGAUGAUAAUCGAGGGGAUAGAAGGGACUGGGAUCGUCGGGACCGAGACCGCGGUGGCGACCGUAGGGAACGCGGCAAUGAUCGUAGGGAACGCGGUGGCGACCGUGACAGGGGCUGGAAUAGGGAUGGGGACCGGCGUGGUCGAGGCGACUACGGGCGAGGACCUAGGAGGUGA
Messenger RNA from Ilyonectria robusta, 1485 nucleotides. Its product is annotated as cyclophilin-like domain-containing protein. The transcript has 2 exons. The coding region runs from base 1 to 1485 and encodes 494 amino acids. Gene Ontology annotation, molecular function: RNA binding; peptidyl-prolyl cis-trans isomerase activity. Gene Ontology annotation, biological process: protein peptidyl-prolyl isomerization. Gene Ontology annotation, cellular component: nucleus. Lineage: Eukaryota; Fungi; Ascomycota; Sordariomycetes; Hypocreales; Nectriaceae. The record is from RefSeq and is a predicted model, not a curated record.